Fukomys damarensis (Damara mole-rat) is the source of this 921-nucleotide messenger RNA. Its product is annotated as olfactory receptor 7A10-like. Gene Ontology annotation, molecular function: olfactory receptor activity; G protein-coupled receptor activity. Gene Ontology annotation, cellular component: membrane. The record is from RefSeq and is a predicted model, not a curated record. Lineage: Eukaryota; Metazoa; Chordata; Mammalia; Rodentia; Bathyergidae. Gene Ontology annotation, biological process: G protein-coupled receptor signaling pathway.
AUGGAAUCAAAGAAUUACACACAAACUGCAGAAUUUGUUCUUUUGGGAUUUUCAGAAGAUCCAGAAUUGCAUCCUUUGCUGUUUGGAUUUUUCCUGUCCAUGUACCUGGCCACUGUGUUAGGGAACCUGCUCAUCAUCCUGGCCACAGUGUCAGACUCCCGCCUGCACACACCCAUGUACUUCUUCCUGUCCAACCUGUCCUUUGUGGACAUCAGUUUCACCUCCACUACAGUGCCAAAGAUGCUGGUGAACAUCCAGACUCAGAGCAAAGUAAUAACUUAUGAAGGCUGCAUCACUCAAGUGUAUUUUUUUGUACUACUUGUAAUGUUGGACAUCUUUCUGUUGACGGUGAUGUCCUAUGACCAUUAUGUGGCCAUCUGCCACCCUCUGCAUUACACAGCCAUCAUGAACUCACAGCUCUGUGUGCUGCUGGUUCUAGCAUGCUGGAUGCUGAGUGUCCUAAAUGCUCUGUUACACAGCUUAAUGGUGUUGCGACUGUCCUUCUGCUCUGAUUUGGAAAUCCCACAUUUUUUUUGUGAACAAAUAGUGCACCGUGCCUGUUCUGACACCUUUCCUAAUGAUGUGGUGACAUAUUUUGCCACAGUGCUACUGGGUGGUGGUCCCCUUGCUGGCAUCCUUCACUCUUAUUUUAAGAUAAUUUCCUCCAUAUUGGCAAUCUCAUCAGCUCAGGGGAGGUACAAAGCGUUUUCUACCUGCACAUCUCACCUUUCAGUGGUCUCUUUAUUCUAUGGCACAAGCCUAGGUGUGUACCUGAGUUCUGCUGUCACUCAAAACUCAUAUGCAACUGAAACAGCUUCAGUGAUGUACAGUGUGGUCACACCCAUGCUGAACCCCUUCAUCUACAGUCUGAGGAAUAGAGACAUCAAGAGUGCUCUGAAAAUAUUUGUGAAAAAAGAAAUU